Molecule: messenger RNA, 1344 nt
Organism: Knipowitschia caucasica
Lineage: Eukaryota; Metazoa; Chordata; Actinopteri; Gobiiformes; Gobiidae
Source: the annotation of a GenBank genome assembly
AUGACGUCGGGAAAAGACGUCCGGAUGACGUCGGGAAAAGACGUCCGGAUGACGUCGGGAAAAGACGUCCGGAUGACGUCAGGGAAACACGUCUGGAUGACGUCGGGAAAACACGUCCGGAUGACGUCGGGAAAACACAUCCGGAUGACGUUGGGAAAAGACGUCCUGAGGUCCAACUACGAUAAAGGGGAUUCGGUAAAGGCCUUCAACGAAGACGCCCUGUCCUUCCAUCCUUCCAUUCCCAGGAGGGGGGGCAAAGCGAGCGCUUUCUCCUGGAUUGCUUUUCUCAUCUCAUCGACUGUAGAUUAUCUUCAUUCCCUCACUCCAGAGGUCUGGCUCCAGUCUCGUUCUCGCUCAGGUCUAGCGACGGGCCCCCUCUCGAGGCAGGGCCGUUUGGCUGACGAGGCUCAGGGCUUGUCGCCUUCGGCCCUGUUGAGGGCUCACUCCACUCGCGGGGUUGCCGCUUCGUCCAACGGAACUCACAUCAUGUACAAGAACACAGUGUGGAUCGAGAGUGUGAACAACACGGGGAACGUCAUCACUCGAGAUAAGACCAUCAAUGUGGAGUUCUCUUGUGCAUACGAGCUGGACCUCAAGAUCUCCCUGGAGACCGUCCUCAAGCCUAUGCUCAGUGUGAUCAACCUGACGCUGCCCACCCAGGAGGGGAACUUCAUCACAAAAAUGGCACUAUACAAGAACGGCUCGUACCGACACCCUUACCGCGAGGGCGAGGUGGUCCUGAGCACGCGGGAUGUCCUGUACGUGGGUGUCUUUGUGGAAGGAGCUGAUGAGAACCAGCUGAUUCUCAUUGUCAAUAUGUGCUGGGCCACUCCUUCACGCUUCAGUGGUGACCGCCUGCGUUACAUCAUCAUCGAGAGAGGGUGUCCGAACACAAAAGACAGCACGAUUGGCAUGGCAGAAAACGGCGUGGGGCUGACGUGUCGCUUCCAUGUGACAGUUUUUAAGUUCAUUGGAGACUACGAUGAGGUGCACCUCCACUGUGAUGUCACGCUGUGUGACUCCGACACCAAUGCCUGCAAAGUGAACUGUCCACACAAGCAGAGGAUGUACUCAGAGGACACUGAUCAUAAAGAGCACAUCCUGUCAGUAGGGCCCAUACGCCGCAGAGCGGCAGACUGGUGUGCUGAGGCUAAUGGAGGAUGUGAGCAGAUCUGCAGCAGUAAGAGCGUUGGUCCUGUGUGCAGCUGUGUGACCGGUAUGCUGCAACAGGACGGCAAAUCCUGCCGCGCGGUGAACAGCCAGAAUGCUCCCUCUCCACUGGCCCCUCUGCUGAGUACCGGCACAGCCCUGUCCCUGCUCCACAGCCUGGCCCUUCUCUCCUAA